AUGACUCCACUAGCUCGUUUUGCAAUGAUGGCUCGAGCGUCAUCACUGUCAAAACCCAGCCUUGUACAAACCAACUUGAUGCAAUCAUCAUACAUCAUCAAAUCAUCAUCCUUCGCAACUCUAACUCCCGAUAAUCUAUCCGCCUUGACACCUCCAUCCGCAACCACAAAGGAAGAACCUCCCAUGUUGCCAGCAACCUUAACAUUCAAAUCAGGCCAAAUCUUCCACGGCACUUCAUUCGGUAGCCCCUUGACUCGCCCCAUCACAGGUGAAGUAGUAUUCACCACAUCUCUAGUCGGAUACCCAGAGUCAAUGACUGACCCAAGUUAUCGUGGUCAAAUCCUAUGCUUUACUCAACCACUGAUUGGAAACUAUGGUGUACCAGGCUCUGUAAAAGAUCAGUUUGGUCUACUUAAAUACUUUGAGUCAGAGGGUAUUCAAGUUAAAGGUAUCUUGGUUAACGAUUACGCUACGAAAUACUCUCAUUGGAAUGCUGUCGAGUCGUUGGGUAAAUGGUGCUCUAGGUAUGGAAUUCCUGCCAUUACAGGUGUAGAUACCAGAGCCAUAGUACAUAUAUUGAGAGAUAAUGGAUCCACUUUGGGUGAAAUCCGUAUUGGUAAAAACGAAGGAGCGGCAUCAACAGGCAUCACUGUUCCUGUUUGGGAGGAUCCGAAUGUUAGGAACUUGUCAGCUGAAGUCUCGGUUAAGGAUAAAGUCGUAUUCAAUGCUGGUGGUGAUGUCAAGAUUGCUCUCAUCGAUUGUGGAGUGAAACAGAACAUCAUCCGAUGCUUGGCCAAACGAGGUGCAGAAGUCACCGUAGUACCAUGGGACUACGAUAUUACGUCUGAACCUGCCUACACUUAUGAUGGUGUCUUCAUCUCCAACGGCCCUGGUGAUCCACGAACAUUGACUAAAACCGUCGCAAACCUACAAAAACUCUUCACCACAUACUCAUCAACCAAGAACCCAAUCCCCAUCUUUGGUAUAUGCAUGGGCAACCUCAUGAUGGGUCUAGCGGCCGGCUUCCCUGUAUACAAACUCCCAUUUGGUAACCGUGGCCAUAAUCAACCAGCUACAGAUCUCUUUACUGGAAAGUGUAUAAUCACAUCCCAAAACCACGGAUAUGCAAUCAAUGUAGAGCAGCCAUCUAGUCUAUCAGCAGGUUGGAAGCCAUUCUUCAUGAAUGCUAAUGAUGGUAGCAAUGAAGGAUUGAGACAUGAAGUGUAUCCAUGGCAGAGUGUACAAUUCCACCCUGAAGCUAAGGGUGGUCCUCUAGAUUCAGAGUAUCUGUUUGAAGGGUAUUUGAAUGAAGUUCGUGCUGGCAAAUUGGCCCGUAAACCUGCAUUGGUGGCCGAGUUGGAAAAGAAGGGUGUUUCUUCGUCUGGACGAGCAGUCAAAGUAUAG
Messenger RNA from Synchytrium microbalum, 1404 nucleotides. RefSeq names its product carbamoyl-phosphate synthase (glutamine-hydrolysing). Gene Ontology annotation, biological process: L-arginine biosynthetic process; 'de novo' pyrimidine nucleobase biosynthetic process; L-glutamine metabolic process. Gene Ontology annotation, molecular function: carbamoyl-phosphate synthase (glutamine-hydrolyzing) activity. The record is from RefSeq and is a predicted model, not a curated record. The transcript has 3 exons. Lineage: Eukaryota; Fungi; Chytridiomycota; Chytridiomycetes; Synchytriales; Synchytriaceae. Gene Ontology annotation, cellular component: carbamoyl-phosphate synthase complex; cytoplasm. The coding region runs from base 1 to 1404 and encodes 467 amino acids.